AUGGUCACGCGGUGGGAAGUGCGCGAGAAGGACAUGAGCACUGUGCCGACGCGCGCGCGCGAGUUCGUGUUGCGCUCUGGUGCGGACGUGUUUGCGCCUAAGGAUCCGCUUGAGCUUGCGCGGCCGAGCGUGGGGACGCCGAAUGCGGAGGGUACGCUGGUGUUCAAUACUGUCAGCCAGUACUCUUUCGAGACGAAGAAGAACGAGAAGACGCUUGUGGUGACGAGUCUCGCGUCGAAAGCGCAAGCCAAAUACCCGCUCGAAAAAGGCGGCGAGCUAUUCUGGCUCGACGGUCAAACGCUCGGUCACGUAUACUCCCCAGCCGACCACGAAUCCUCUCUCUGCGCCCUCUCCCUCAAAGUCGAAACCGAGUCUUCCCUCUCAUUCGACGCUACACCCGACCCGCCCACUCUGAUCGGCACAUUCCCUUCUUCGACUUCGGGCAACUUCAUCUACAACCCCUCGUCCCGCACACUCGUGUUCAGCGACAAAGUCUACUCUGACGGCAAUCUUACGGCUAUUGCGGAGGGCGACAAGGCGUGGGACGAACGCAGGAACAGCGCGUUCGUUCUCUUCGCGGUCUCACUGGAGAAGAAGGGAGAGAAGUGGUCUUUCGGCGAGGAGUUCAAGAACUUGUUGAAGGGGACUGGGCACAGCACGCCGGUGGAGCCCUUUGGUGGAUCGGAGAACUUCGCGGUGUCGAAGACGCAUAUUGUGUAUACGGCGAAGGACCCGGUGUUGCCUGAGGCUUGGCAUACGCGUCGAAACGUUUACAUCGUUCCGCUCGAGGGUGGCGAGCCGCGCGAGCUCACGUCGGGCAAGCAAGGCGCGAUGCACAACCCCGUUUUCGACGCAUCUGGUAACAAAGUCGCCUGGCUCGAACUCGAGAAGGACGGGCACGAGAGUGACCGCUCACGCGUGGUCAUCUACGAUCUCGAGAAGGACGUGCGAUACACGCUCACGCAGCCCUGGGACCGCUCGCCUAAUGGGCUCUCCUUCGCGCCCGACGCACCGAUCUUGUACCUCACGGCCGGCGACCACGCUCAGGCCAAGAUCUUCGCCUUACCGCUUCCUCCUACGCCCGAACAAAACAGCACUUCGCCGCCUUUCCCGCCGAAAUACACUUAUCCCCGCGCGCUCACGUCUGGUGGUGCGGCACAUGCUGCGUACGCGUUACCUAGUGGACGUAUCCUGUUCAGCCACAGCAGUCUGACGGGCCCGGAUGACAUCUUCGUGCUUGAGGGCCUGGAAGGCCUUCACGAUGCACUUGUAGACAAGAAAGAAGACCCAAGGACCUUGGUCAACGAAGAAGGCGCCCACCUCCUCUCCUCCAACCUCGCCGCCAUUGUCAAAACAACCCAACUAGCAUCCUUCACCGCCGACGCUCUCGCAUCCAAGAACCUCUCCAAGCCCGAACACUUCUACUUCACCGGCCACGAGGGCAAGCGCAUACACGGAUAUGCGUUGAAGCCGCGCGGGUGGAGCGAGGCGAGUGCGAAGGAGGGGAAGACGUGGCCUGUUGUUAUGCUUAUACAUGGUGGGCCGGAGGGUGUGUGGGACGAGAGGUGGAGCACGAGGUUGAACCCGAAUGUGUUUGCUUAG
Messenger RNA from Peniophora sp. CBMAI 1063, 1602 nucleotides. The record is from the annotation of a GenBank genome assembly. Lineage: Eukaryota; Fungi; Basidiomycota; Agaricomycetes; Russulales; Peniophoraceae.